CCGAAGUCCAGCUAACGAUGGAGCAACAGCACGAAAAAACCGAAAAGCAGUUAAAGGCUGAGGCCAAAAAAGCUGAAAAGCUUGCGAAAUUCCAGGAGAAACAAAAGAAACUUCAAGAGCAAAAAGAACAGCAGGCGAAAAAAGGCGACGGAGAAAAGAGUGCCACUAAAAAGGAUAAAAAAGAGCCAAAAGAAACCAAGGGUACAAUUAUCUAUGAGAAACAGACUGCACCAGGUGAUAAGAAGGAUAUUUCUGGUGCCAUGCCUGAUUCCUAUAGUCCUCAAUACGUAGAGGCGCAGUGGUAUUCCUGGUGGGAGAAGCAGGGAUUUUUCAAGCCAGAAUAUAAUAGUCCUGAUAUCCUCGCCGAAAACUCCAAGGGAAAAUUCGUUAUCGUCAUCCCACCCCCUAACGUUACGGGAUCCCUGCAUAUCGGACAUGCGCUAACAUCAGCCAUUCAAGAUACUUUGACUCGUUGGCAUCGUAUGCAGGGCAAAACUACCUUGUGGAAUCCGGGUUGUGACCAUGCCGGCAUUGCCACGCAAGUUGUAGUCGAGAAAAAACUUGCCCGUGAACAGGGUAUAACCCGACAUGUCAUUGGGCGCGAGCGUUUCAUUCAGGAAGUGUGGAAGUGGCGUGACGAGAAGGCCGACCGUAUCUAUGACCAGCUCAAGGCGUUAGGAUGUUCAGUCGAUUUCUCUCGAGCCGUCUUCACGAUGGACGCGAAGAUGUGUAAAGCCGUGACUGAAGCAUUUUGUAGAUUACACGAGGAAAAUCUGAUCUAUCGGGCGAACCGUCUCGUGAAUUGGUCGUGCGCACUUAGCUCAGCCAUCUCUGAUGUAGAGGUUGACAAGAAGGAGCUGCCGGGACGAACUCUUCUGUUUGUUCCCGGGUAUAAGGAUAAGGUUGAAUUUGGUGUUCUGAUCUCGUUCGUGUAUAAAAUCGAGGGAAGCGAUGAUGAGAUCGUAGUUGCCACUACUCGUAUUGAGACGAUGCUUGGCGAUACGGCUGUUGCUGUCCAUCCAAAUGAUGAGCGCUACAAGCAUCUCCAUGGCAAGUCGGUUAUCCACCCGUUUGUAGAGCGCAAAUUACCGAUUGUCUGCGACGAGUUUGUCGAUAUGACCUUCGGUACGGGUGCCGUAAAAAUUACUCCCGCCCACGACUAUACCGAUUAUGAAGUAGGGAAAAGGCAUAACCUGCCAUUUAUAAAUAUUAUGGAUGAAAAUGGUGUUAUUUCCGCAGGAUGUGGCAAGUUUUCAGGUAUGAAGCGCUUCGAUGCCCGUAAAGCCGUACUCGAGGAACUUAAAAAACUUGGACUGUACCGAGAGACCAAGGACAAUCCCAUGGUCGUUCCUAUGUGUUCCCGGUCAAAGGAUAUCGUUGAGCCCAUUCUAAAAGUGCAAUGGUACGUUAAUUGCAAAGAAAUGGCUGCUCAGGCUGUAAAUGAUGUCAAAGAGGGAACCCUACGAAUUGUUCCCGAGCCACAGAUCAAGAUUUGGAACUAUUUUUUAGAAAACAUUCAGGACUGGUGCAUUUCGCGACAGUUGUGGUGGGGACAUCGUAUUCCUGCCUACUAUGUCACGCUUAAGAGCAAACCUAAUCCGGAGGGUUCGUGGAACUCAAACGAAUACUGGAUUAGUGGUCGAACGAGGGAUGAAGCACUGAGUAAAGCCGCUGCCCAAUUCAAAGUAGCAUUAGAGGAGAUUAUCCUAGAACAAGAUGAAGAUGUCCUUGAUACGUGGUUUUCCUCAGGCUUGUUCCCCUUCUCAAUUUUCGGCUGGCCCGACGCCACAAUCGAUUUACAGGCAUUCUACCCCGGCUCGCUACUUGAAACUGGUCACGAUAUCAUUUUCUUCUGGGUAGCGCGCAUGGUUAUGUUAGGAACGAAACUACUGGGUCAGCUGCCAUUCAGAGAGGUGCUUCUGCACUCAAUUGUACGUGACGCCCAUGGACGAAAGAUGAGCAAAUCGCUUGGCAACGUAAUUGAUCCUCUUGAUGUGAUCAAAGGUAUCACGUUGGAAAGGCUUCAGGCCACCUUAGAUAAUUCGAACCUUGACCCAAAUGAGAUCAGCAAGGCAAAGGAGGGCCAGAAACGAGACUACCCGAAAGGAAUUCCUGAGUGUGGCACGGACGCUCUUCGAUUCGCCUUGUGCGCGCACAUGAGUCAGGGUCGAGAUAUCAACCUUGAUAUUAAUCGUGUUGAAGGAUAUCGUUUUUUCUGCAAUAAGCUAUGGAAUGCCACAAAGUUUGCAUUAACGUACCUAGGAGCUGAUUUUAAACCACCGGACAGCCCCAGUGAACGCCUUCCUAUGGAUCGGUGGAUUCUUUCAAGGCUGGCUUUUGCUGCCGCGAACGCUAACAAGGGCUUAACAGAAUACGAUUUCCCAUUGACAACAACGGCAUGUUAUAGCUUUUGGCUAUAUGAGCUUUGUGACGUCUAUCUCGAAUCGCUCAAACCUGUGUUCCAAUCUGAGAGUGACGCUGCCAAAACUGCAGCAGUACAAACAUUGUAUAUUUGUCUCGACACUGGUCUGCGUUUAUUGCAUCCUAUGAUGCCAUUUAUCACUGAAGAACUUUGGCAGCGCCUGCCUCGAGGUCUAAACGAUGCCCCAUCCAUUUGUGUUGCCUCCUAUCCUCUCGAGUCCGAGGUGCCCGGUGGUCGCGACGAGCAGAUCGAGAAAGAUGUUGCCUUUGUGCUAGAUCUUGUGCAUAAAGUUCGGUCGAUGCGUUCAGAUUACAACUUGACUCGUGCUCAAAAAGUUGAUUUAUUCGUUAAAUGUCCUGAGGAUACGGCAAGGGUUGUUACCGAACACGCCAUUACGAUAAUCACUCUAACAACGUCACUCUCAUGCCAGGUGGUACAAACCCCACCUGAAGGGUGCGCAAUUACUACCAUCGGGAAUGCUGAGGCCCAUCUACUUCUCAAAGGUGUGGUUAAUCCUGCUAAGGAGAAAGAGCGAUUGUCAAAGAAAGAAAGUGUGCUUAAACAAUCUUUGGCCAAGCUUCAAGAAAGUAUGGCUUUAACGGAUUAUGCUGACAAGGUUCCUCUGGAAGUGCAGAAGUCAAAUUUUGACAAAUGCAAUGACAUCAAUGAGGAGCUUAAGCGAAUCACGGACUCCAUCCGUUGCUUAACCGUAAUGGGAGACAACUAGUAACUCCUUUAAUGAAACUAAAAAAAAAACUUUAUACACUAUAAAAGUGAUAAUUACUUACUAAUUUAAACAGAUAAAGACCAGUAUGCUAGAAUUCACACUGGUUGCACCAGGGAAACGAAAUUCAAUUACAGGCUCCAUCGACAUAUAGCGGAAAAGUUGGAAUGACGUUUGCUUCCUACGCACCGCGUACAAAACGCUCAUCAUUCGAUGUGGCUUGAACUCAUGAAUGAAGACCAUAUUAAUUUUGUUAAUAAAUCAGCUUUAUACAGCUCCA
Varroa destructor (honeybee mite) is the source of this 3426-nucleotide messenger RNA. It is a transcript of the gene ValRS, whose product is annotated as Valyl-tRNA synthetase. Lineage: Eukaryota; Metazoa; Arthropoda; Arachnida; Mesostigmata; Varroidae. Gene Ontology annotation, biological process: valyl-tRNA aminoacylation. The record is from RefSeq and is a predicted model, not a curated record. Gene Ontology annotation, molecular function: ATP binding; aminoacyl-tRNA deacylase activity; valine-tRNA ligase activity. Gene Ontology annotation, cellular component: cytosol.